CAUGCUUCACCGACUGAGCUAAAGAGCUCUAGUGUUAGGAGGCGAGAGAAAAGACAACGCUUCUAUCCAAUUUAGCCAUGAAUUUGCCUAGUCUCCAUCCGAAGUGGUGACCGCCCUUUGCCUCUUGCGAGAGUGAAAGGUAACUCCAGUAUUUGCUGAGAGAAAGCCCUCUUUUUAAAAAGUGGAAGGGCUGGUGGGGACGAAGAGGCUGGGGGGCGAGGCCUUCGGGAAAGAGGCGCGGCCGCCGUGGGGCUGGGCGGUUCUUAAGCGCGCGGCUUCCCCAUCGCGGGCGCGUCGGCUUCUGCUUCUGCUCUCGGACCGUGAAACCGUCGGGGAGGCGCAACAACUGCUGUUUUCCUGCUUUGCUGCAGCAACUGCACGGGGCAGAGACCUUUCCCCUCCCCUUGCCGGGCAUUUUUGUGGGGUGCGUCCCGCCCGAGGACUGCGUACAGGCGAGAGCCAUUCUGGAGAUGCUCCUGGCCCCCGAAGAGGCACUAGCGAGCGCGCAGGAGCUGCCGGGCUGCUGAGAACGCGCCGUCGAGGGAACGUCGGAAGGCGGCAGGCAGAAUGGGCUGCAUGAAAUCCAAAGAAAUCAACCUCAAUAAAAAAGUCCCAGGAACUCGUCAGAGCUUGGGUGAUCCAAAUAAUUACAUACCAGACCCCACUAACCUUGGUCCAGCACCCAGCAGACCGAAGCCGCCCGCAACCGAUGGAACAGAGGAGUUUAUCGUUCUGGCUCUUUACGACUAUGAAGCCAUCCACAAGGAAGACCUGAGCUUCCAGAAGGGCGACCAUCUCAAAGUCCUAGAAAACUCGGGCGAGUGGUGGAGAGCCAAAGCCCUCUCGACAGGCCAAGAGGGUUAUAUCCCCAGCAACUAUGUCGCCAGAGUCAACUCCCUGGAGACGGAGGAGUGGUUUUUCAGAGGCGUCAGCAGGAAGGAUGCUGAGCGGCAGCUGCUGAGCCCUGGGAACGUGAUAGGCUCCUUCAUGAUCCGAGACAGCGAGACAACCAAGGGAGGAGGCGCUGACAGCGACAGGGAGGUUAGAUGGCCAGGUUCCUGCCUGGUGCUUGAGGACAAGUCUUGCCCAGCGCCUGAGGACAGGUCCUGCCCUGCCAUCUGUAUCUCUUGCUUGAGCAGGAUGUUCUUCCGCAAGGACCACAGGAGAACCCAAACGGCCACUUGCAAUCUUCCCCAAUUCCUGGGUUCUUACUCCUUGUCUGUGCGAGAUUUCGACAACCAGAAGAAAAUGGAGACAGUGAAGCAUUACAAGAUUCGGACGCUGGACAGCGGCGGCUUCUACAUUUCUGCCCGGAACACCUUCAGCAGCCUGCAAGAGCUGGUCAGCCAUUAUAAGGGGCAAACUGAUGGUCUGUGUCAAAAGCUGACUUACCCGUGUAUCGCUCCGAAACCUCAGCAGCCCUGGGAGAAAGAUGCCUGGGAAAUCCCCCGCAGCUCUCUGAAACUGGAGAAGAAACUGGGAGCUGGGCAAUUUGGAGAAGUCUGGAUGGCCACCUACAACAUGCACACAAAAGUGGCCGUCAAAACCAUGAAGCCAGGGAGCAUGUCUGUGGAAGCCUUCCUGGAAGAGGCCAACAUCAUGAAGACCCUGCAGCACGACAAGCUGGUCAAGCUCCAUGCCGUCGUGACCAAGGAGGAGCCCAUUUACAUCAUCACCGAAUACAUGGAGAAAGGUAGUUUGCUGGAUUUCCUGAAGAGUGACGAGGGUCACAAACAGCAGCUCCCUGUAUUGAUAGACUUCUGUGCCCAGAUUGCAGAAGGCAUGGCUUUCAUUGAGAAGCGAAACUACAUCCACCGGGACUUGAGAGCUGCCAACAUCUUGGUCUCAGCCAUGCUGGUGUGCAAGAUUGCCGAUUUUGGCUUGGCUCGGGUGAUUGACGACAACGAAUACACAGCCCGGGAAGGUGCCAAGUUUCCCAUCAAGUGGACUGCGCCCGAAGCCAUCAACUACGGCUCCUUCACAAUAAAGUCUGACAUCUGGUCUUUCGGGAUCCUCCUGAUGGAGAUCAUUACCUAUGGGCGGACCCCAUACCCAGGGAUGUCACACCAGGAAGUGAUCCGUGCCCUAGAGCGCGGCUAUCGGAUGCCACGCACGGAGGGCUGCCCAGAGGAGCUCUAUGAAGUGAUGAUGCAGUGCUGGAAACGCAAGCCUGAGGACCGCCCGACGUUCGAGUACAAUCAGAGCAUCCUGGAGGACUUCUUCACUGCCACCGAAAGCCAGUACCAGCAACAGCCUUAAAGGAGACGGAGAACCAGACAGCAGAGUGGGACAGUCACUGCAGUACGAUGCUUGAGAGAGAGCCAGUGUUUGAUGUCAAGAUCCCCCUGUGGCUUAGGCAAAAGUAGCUGCCUCCAUCUUGGGAGCUUACAAGGAACAUUUUAUUGACUGCUGUUGGGAGACGGGACUGUACUUGAUGGACCCUCAAGACGAUCCAACAUAAGCAAUUGUUGUGCUCAUAGCUUAAAUGCCUGUAAAAAAACUGCGUUCAGUAGAUGCCAAUUCUGCUGAAGCAUGCCAUGCACU
Messenger RNA from Podarcis raffonei (Aeolian wall lizard), 2544 nucleotides. It is a transcript of the gene HCK, whose product is annotated as HCK proto-oncogene, Src family tyrosine kinase. The transcript has 14 exons. Bases 568 to 2259 code for a protein of 563 amino acids. The record is from RefSeq and is a predicted model, not a curated record. Gene Ontology annotation, cellular component: extrinsic component of cytoplasmic side of plasma membrane. Gene Ontology annotation, molecular function: non-membrane spanning protein tyrosine kinase activity; signaling receptor binding; ATP binding. Lineage: Eukaryota; Metazoa; Chordata; Lepidosauria; Squamata; Lacertidae. Gene Ontology annotation, biological process: cell differentiation; innate immune response; protein phosphorylation.